Hemibagrus wyckioides is the source of this 898-nucleotide messenger RNA. Its product is annotated as retinal cone rhodopsin-sensitive cGMP 3',5'-cyclic phosphodiesterase subunit gamma-like. The transcript has 3 exons. The record is from RefSeq and is a predicted model, not a curated record. Gene Ontology annotation, biological process: positive regulation of epidermal growth factor receptor signaling pathway; visual perception; positive regulation of G protein-coupled receptor signaling pathway. The coding region runs from base 308 to 535 and encodes 75 amino acids. Gene Ontology annotation, molecular function: cGMP binding; 3',5'-cyclic-nucleotide phosphodiesterase activity. Gene Ontology annotation, cellular component: photoreceptor outer segment membrane. Lineage: Eukaryota; Metazoa; Chordata; Actinopteri; Siluriformes; Bagridae.
UAAAAUACACCUCAAUCUUUUUAUCCCUCUACCCAUUCUUCAAACUUUCAAUCUUUUCAUCCUUCAGGGAAGGGACGGGGCGGUGCAUGUGGCAGGUAAUCAGAAAACUUCUGGAAGAGUUGUGAGAAGUGGGUGGGUAGCUGCGGGGGAUUAGACAGAGAGAGGAGUAUAAAAGAGGAUGAUGGGAGAAGGAAGAAAAGUAGAUGCGAGACUGCAGGAGAAAAAAAAAGGGCUUGGAGACUGAGGAAAAUUGAAUCCUCCGAAAGACUCACUGCCAAUCGAAUCCUCCGACAGUCUCACUGAGGAAAUGAACACCAUGGAUGCCCCAGCACCUACAGACAAGAAGGCACCCCCAAGGUUCAAGCAGAGAACAGUCCGGACUUUCAAGAGCAAAGCACCAAGACCAGGGCAGAAGGGUUUUGGAGAUGACAUCCCAGGAAUGGAGGGUCUGGGGACAGACUUCACUGUGAUUUGUCCAUGGGAGGCUUACGGUGACAUGGAACUAAGCGAUCUGGCGAAAUAUGGAAUUUUGUAGUUUGCAGGCUUCCCCUCUCUAUUUUUUGGACCCCUCACUGUUGAAAUUUUUCACCACUAUUUCAUGGUGGUACACUUUACUAAUCCUCCAUUCCUCAGAGAAUAUUGUAACCCUGUGUAGCAAACGGUUGCAUUAAAACCACUUUCGGCCUGAAUACAGCCGAGGUGGUGUAUCUAUCCUCCCAAUACCAGUUCAUGUGUAUAUAAUUGUAAAUAAAUUUGUCUAAUAAGGGGUUAAGGAUUGUUGCAUCUAAAACAUUGGAACACGUCAACUGAUUUCCUUCCAGACUAUGGAACUGGUGAGGCAUCAUUUCCAGUUCUGUUAAAUUUGCAUACUUAAAUGUGAUUGGUUCUUAGAUUUUAU